Molecule: messenger RNA, 2164 nt
Organism: Asparagus officinalis (garden asparagus)
Lineage: Eukaryota; Viridiplantae; Streptophyta; Magnoliopsida; Asparagales; Asparagaceae
Product: molybdenum cofactor sulfurase-like
Exons: 1
Coding region: 224-2026 (600 amino acids)
Source: RefSeq, a predicted model, not a curated record
CCAAAAAUUAAAAGAAAAGGUGACUAAUAAAUAAUUAUAAAAGCAUAAAAGAACGACAAUCAAGAACACAAGAACAUUUCAGUGCCUUAUCAAUUUAGAGACAGUAGCCACCCACUUGAUCGCCCAGCCCUUUCUUCCUACAUCCGGAAGUACUUUUCUGGGCCACAAAGAGAGAAACCAAGGAAGAUCCGCUCUAGCACAGGAAGAAGAAGAAAGGUGGAUUAUGUCUAAAGCUUGGAAAGGAGCCUCUGCUGGAUGCAUCAACAGUUGUUCCUCAAUUCCUUCGACUGAGCCUAUGGUACCUAAAUCAAGGCAUGCUACCGUCAACUCCACUUCUCUCCUCUCAGAAAUUCACCUAACCAACCAUAAAUCCCUUCCCCCCUUAAUCCAUGCCUUUUCCGAUUUCAUUGCAAAUAAUCCACAAUACACCAGCACGGAACUAGCUGACCACAUCAGAGAUCAUGACUACUACCACCUCUCCAAGCAUGUAUGCUUCGAUUACAAUGGCUUUGGUCUCUUCUCCCGAGCACAGUUGAGCUCCAAAGCUCGGUUCUCACAUUCACAAUCAUCUUUCUUCAACAUCACCUAUAAGUCGGUGACACUGAAGUCCCAAUUAUGGUACGGAAACCAAGAGACAACACUGGAAUCAGCCAUCAAUAGAAGAGUAAUGGAUUUCCUCAAAAUUUCAGAUGAAGAAUACACCAUGGUUUGUACUGCCAAUAAGACUUCUUCUUUCAGAAUACUGGCAGAAUCCUACCCAUUCCAGUCCAACAAGAAACUCCUUACUGUCUAUGACCAUGAGAGCGAGGCAGUGAGAACGAUGGUGGAGAUUGCAAAGAGGAGAGGAGCAAGAGACGCAUCUGCAGAAUUUUGUUGGCCAAGUAUGAAGAUCCACUCUGGAAAACUCAAACAAAUAGUGAGCACGAGAAACCAGAAAGGUGGACUGUUUGUGUUUUCCCCUCAAUCUCAGAUGACGGGGACUAAGUACGCUUACCAAUGGAUGAGUCUAGCGCAGAAGAAUGGCUGGCAUGUGGUUCUUGAUGCAUGCUCCCUAGGGCCGAAAGAUAUGAACACACUGGGGCUCUCAUUGAUCAAACCAGACUUCAUUGUAUGCUCUUUCUUUAAGAUUUUUGGAGAGGACCCAUCAGGAUUUUCAGGACUCUUAAUCAAAAGAUCCAGCAGAGCGAUUCUGGAGAAGACGACAGCAAAUAGGAGCAUUGGAAUAAUUAGCAUCAUCCCUCAAAAACGGUUGUCUACCUUGGCAUUGCGACCUGAUAAUUUUGUUACAAACAUGGAAACACAGCCUUCAAAUACUUACGUCAAAAGCUUAUUCUCUUAUCCUAGACCAGCUCAAAGUUCUCAAAUUUUGAAAUUGAAGGAUAAAGUUAUAGAAUCAUAUGACGUGAUGAACGAUGAAAAAGAAGCAUUUGGAGAACCAUCAUCCAGGAUAAUGUGCUCGCAGAAAUCAGAAACCAAUGAUGUGAUUGAAUGCAGAUAUUUAGAUCAUGCAGAUUCUGUGGGUCUUCACCUAAUAAGCAGAAGAGUGAGUUGCCUCACAGACUGGCUGGUGAAUGCACUAUUGAAGCUGAAGCAUCCUCUUACAGGAAAUGGAGAACCUCUGGUCAGAAUAUAUGGGUCACAGCAAAAAUUCACUAGAGGACCUGCACUUGCUAUUAAUUUGUUUGACUGGAAAGGCCAGAAGAUCGAACCAAGACUCGUACAAAAGCUUGCUGAUAGGAGCAAUAUCUCAAUAAGCUGUGGUUUAUUAAGGAACAUCUGUUUCUUAGAUAGAUAUGAAGAGGAUAAGAGUGUAAUCUGGGGGAAAAGACUCCAUAAACCAACUACAAAUGAACAAGAGAGGACUGAUCUGGGAAUUACUGUGGUCAAUGUGACACUCAAUUUCCUGAACAAUUUUGAGGAUACUUACAGACUCUGGUCUUUCAUUGCCAAGUUCCUGGAUGCAGAUUUUAUUGAAAAGGAAAGAUGGAGAUAUAUUGCGCUUAACCAAACAAUGAUUGAAUUUUAGAACAGGUAAAUGAUUGUGAAUUAUGGUUAAGUGACGUAUAUGAAAAUAUGAUCUGUUUCUAAUCUUGAGAACAUGCUUAAUGAUGUAUAUUAUUUUAUGCUUAAAUGUCUGAUAGAGGCAUAGCAAGUUUUUAUUCAA